AAAUGCAUGCCACAGCUUCCUAAAUGUGUUUGUUCAGUCCUAAACAUAACUGAUCAUAUUCCCUCAUUAAUACAUGUAAGUUAUGCUAUUCAUUAUCUAGAUCUAACAUAUAUUUCGUUUUUCAAGACCAUCACAAGCAGUCAUUAGCCUACACGUGGAGGUAGACUAGUGGUAUUCCCCCCUCACACACAGCAGCUUGGGUUUAAUUGAUCAGAAGCAAGAGGGCAACUCGCAUGCACGCGUUCAACUUGUAGUUAUUUAUGCUGUCCUUGAAAUGGCUGUAGCCCUUCUGCAGUAAGCAAUAAAGGUUAUGCUGCCCAAAGGUUCCCCGUUGAGUCAGAGUGAGAAAGAAAAAGGCUAAAAGACCCUAUCCCCUGUACCUACGCUACUUCAAGAACAACCACAGAGACCAGAGGAGCCAUGAGUACCUCGAAGGUUACCAGUGAGGUCACCGGUGCUGUGGCUUCUGUCAUCCUCAAUCCAGAGCCAUCGACCCCGCCGCCUCGCAGUGCACGGCCAGAGGAGGAUGAGGAGGGGGACCUGAACAAGGCCCUGGGGGUGGAGCGUUUCCACCAGAUCCUGAGCCCUGCUCCCCAGGUCCCAGACGAGCAGUACCGCACCUAUAGUGAGGAGGACUUUGAGUACCACCGUCACUCCUCGCACCACAUCCACCACCCCUUGUCCAAACUCCCAUCCGACGGGCGCAAGAAGAAGAGUGGCAAGAAGAAGAAGAGCGGAAGCCGGAAAACUGCCACGGGGCCCAGUGGAGCCCCCACCAUUGAAGAGGGUGAGGAGGAGGAAGAGGAAGAAUGCUGUAGCCCCCCUGGAGCGGGGGGCCUCACAGGAGCCCCUACCCCUGCCCCUCAUACAGCCACCGGUGCUGAGGCUGGGCAGGUACAGUUCUUUGUUUCAGAAGAUGAUCCCCCCAUCACUAUAUCCAGUGGCCCCGCACCCAUCCAGGAGCUUAACAUUGUACCCGGCAUGGCCCUAGACAAAGACACUAUCCUUCCAGAGGAGGCUACGUCCACUGAUGAGCAGGGCUCAAUGUCAACUGUGCUCAAAGACGGGAAGGAGAUAUCGAGCCCCACCCCAGCAACGCCCAGCACCCCGCUCUUUCCAGAUUCCACCCCCUCGGCCCGUCUCUUCUCUACUGGGCGCAGCUACGACCUGCAGGAACGUCGGCGCACGGGGAACAUGACUGGCGCCGAGCAGGCAACGUACGGGAGGAUCGCCACAGACGAGAGCGAGGCCCAGACGCUGGCCACCGUGGACCUGGACGGCAUCAAGAGUCACCGCUUUGAGGAUGUCCCCGGAGUGCGUCGACAUCUGGUGAGGAAGAACACCAAGGGACAGGUGGUCCAUCUCGCAAAGGACCACAAGGAGCCCAGCACCCGCAGCAAGAAGUUGGAUCGGACCCCGCAUGAGGUAUUUGUGGAGCUCAACGAGCUGAUCAUGGAUAAGAACCAGGAGAUGCAGUGGCGCGAGACGGCCCGCUGGAUCAAGUUCGAGGAGGACGUGGAGGAGGAGACGCACCGCUGGGGCAAGCCUCACGUAGCUUCCCUAAGCUUCCGCAGCCUGCUGGAGCUCCGCAGGACCAUUUCACACGGGGCAGUGCUCCUGGAUCUAGACCAGAAGACUCUGCCUGGCAUUUCUCACCAGGUGGUGGAACAGAUGAUCAUCUCAGACCAGAUAAAAGCAGAGGACCGAGCCAACGUGCUGAGGGCCCUGCUGCUUAAACACAGUCACCCAAGUGAUGAAAAGGAACACCACAGUACCUUCCCCAGGAACAUCUCAACCGCUAGCCUGAGCUCAUUAAUUUCCCACCACCACAGCGCCAACCACAUGACCCAGCCAGAACCUUCUGUCACCGACCCUCUCAUGGGUAGUGGUGUUGCUGUCACUGAGACUGACACCCGGCUUGAUAUUGAGAAGAAGGAGAAGGAGGCUCCCAUAGCAGUAGGAAUGCACAAGUCCAAAUCUAAGCAUGAGUUGAAACUGCUGGAGAAAAUCCCUGAAAAUGCAGAGGCCACUGUUGUCCUCGUGGGGAGCGUGGACUUCCUGGAGCAACCCACUAUGGCCUUUGUGCGGCUGCAGCAGGCAGUUGAGCUGGACUCUGUGCUGGAGGUGCCAGUACCAGUCCGCUUCCUGUUUGUUCUGCUGGGGCCCGCUUCUACCAACAUGGACUACCAUGAGAUAGGCCGCUCAAUUUCCACACUCAUGUCUGACAAGCACUUUCACGAGGCGGCGUACUCGGCCGACGACCGCCAGGACCUGCUGAGUGCCAUCAAUGGCUUCCUGGACUGCAGCAUAGUGCUGCCGCCCUCUGAGGUGGGCGGGGACGAGCUGCUGCGCUCCGUGGCACACUUCCAGAAGCAAAUGCUACGCAAGAGAGAGGAGGAGGAGGAGAAGCUGCUAGCCAAGGAGCUCAAGAGCCCUGAGGAAAAAGAAGCUCUCCUUGCCCCCUUUAAGCCGGAAGAUGACCCCCUACAGCGGACAAGGCGACCCUUUGGUGGGCUGAUUCGGGAUGCUCGGCGACGGUACCCCAAGUACAUCAGCGACUUCAAGGAUGCCCUGAAUGCCCAGUGCAUGGCAGCGGUUAUUUUUAUCUACUUCGCUGCCCUCUCCCCUGCCAUUACUUUUGGGGGUUUGCUGGGUGAGAAGACUGACGGACUGAUCGGUGUGUCAGAGCUGAUCAUAGCCACGGCGAUGCAGGGCGUUAUCUUCUGUCUGCUUGGAGCCCAGCCCCUCCUGGUGGUGGGCUUCUCUGGCCCCCUGCUGGUGUUUGAAGAGGCUUUCUUCUCUUUCUGCAAGGGAAAUGACAUGGAGUACCUCACCGGUCGGGUCUGGAUCGGGUUCUGGCUCAUCGUCAUAGUGGUCCUGAUUGUGGCCUUUGAGGGCAGCUUCCUGGUGCGCUUCGUCUCCCGCUUCACGCAGGAGAUCUUCUCCUUCCUCAUCUCCCUCAUCUUCAUCUAUGAGACCUUCUCCAAGCUUGGCAAGAUCUUCAUGGAACACCCCCUGAAGCGCUGUCCCCUGAGCAACAGCACUGCAGCGAAUGCCACGGCAGACAGUGGUGCAUCACUGUCGGCGGGUAACAUGACUGACGUUGGACCAAUCAAGGUGCGUGGAGAGCCAAACACAGCCCUGCUGUCUCUGGUCCUCAUGUCCGGAACCUUCUUCAUCGCUUUCUACCUGCGCAAGUUUAAGAACAGUGCCUUCUUCCCUGGCAGGCUCCGAAGGGUGAUUGGAGAUUUUGGGGUCCCCAUUGCAAUCUUCAUCAUGGUGUUGAUAGACUAUGGAAUAAAGGACACCUACACACAGAAACUGAGUGUGCCCAGUGGUUUCUCUGUGACCAGUCCAGACAAGCGUGGCUGGGUGAUCAACCCACUGGGGUCAGAAAAAGCAUUCCCCAUCUGGAUGAUGGCUGCCAGCAUUCUCCCUGCCUUGCUAGUUUUCAUUCUCAUUUUUAUGGAAACGCAGAUUACCACUCUGAUUGUUAGUAAGAAGGAGCGGAUGCUGGUGAAGGGCUCCGGCUUCCACCUGGACCUGUUGGUCAUUGUGGUCCUGGGAGGGACAUCGGCGCUCUUUGGACUGCCCUGGAUGGCCGCCGCCACUGUGCGAUCAGUCACCCAUGCCAAUGCCCUCACUGUCAUGAGCAAGGCUGUUGCCCCUGGAGACAAGCCACGCAUUCAAGAGGUCAAGGAGCAAAGAGUGACAGGGCUGCUUGUGGCGAUCCUUGUCGGCAUGUCCAUUGUGAUUGGAGACCUCCUGCGUAAGAUUCCCAUUGCGGUGCUGUUUGGGAUCUUCCUCUACAUGGGCGUGAUGUCACUCAAUGGCAUCCAGCUCACAGAGCGUAUGCUGCUGCUGCUUAUGCCACCGAAGUACCACCCAGACCAAAUCUAUGUUCGCAAGGUACGGACGUGGCGAAUGCACCUGUUCACAGGUAUCCAGUUGGUCUGCCUGGCAGUACUGUGGGCGGUCAUGUCCACUGUGGCCUCUUUGGCCUUUCCCUUCGUCCUCAUCCUCACUGUUCCUGUAAAAAUGUUCCUACUUUCCCGAAUCUUCACCCCCCGCGAAAUUCAGUGUCUGGAUGCAGAUGAUGCGGAGCCCACCUUUGACGAGAAGGAAGGGGAAGACGAGUACAACGAGAUGCACAUGCCAGUGUGAGCCCUGCCCACACAUUCCCGUCAGUGGCCAUGCUAGCUUGCCAAUCAGUCAACCGGCCAAUCUGAGGAAAGCACUAGGGACCCAUGCUCCUGAGGGCUCUGCAUUCUUUUAAUGUUCAUAAUGUUACAGUUUUAUUGUCUAGCAUUUUAAUUUAUUUUUGACUGAUGGAUCUAUGUAUAGGCAAAAACCCAGAGUGUUCCAGCCUUUCCUCAUUGGAAACGGACAAAAACAUAACUGUCAUGGUCUUGAGAUUUCCUGGUAAACACAUCAUUUUCAUGUUGAUGUGAUGCAAGGAUAGAAUCCCUUGAUACAAUGCAGGCAGGGCAAUGUUGCAUGCUAGUUGGGUGGGUACUAUGGGGUCCAGUGCUCCCAACAAGAAGAAAUUGAACAUACAGUACCGUAUAUAGUAGUACAAUUGAAGAGGAGCUAAUUUCUGGCAUCCACAGCAUUUAACUGCUGAACAUGGGAAGCUCUCUGCUCUUGACAAAUUCAGCUAGCCACUGUGGGAUGACUAGCUAAGAACUUCUGUGCUGAUUUCCAUCAGCCAUGAAUCUAUAACUUAUAAAAUGAAGAAGCUCGCUGCACAAAGGGAAUUUAUUCUGUCCUUGCUGAGGUGAUUACCUAUCAGCACUUUAUAGCAAUGUGGGCAGGGCAAAUGUAUCUGACUUACAUGUGUUAAGAUCUAUUAUAAAUGAUCAUUCAAAUCCAGUUAAUUUUAAAAUUCAUAUCAAUUGAUUACUCCACCUGGAAGAUAUAGUCCUAGAAAUGUUUGUUUUGAGUUGAAAUGCAGGGAAAAUAUUUAUGGGAUACAUCUGUAAAUUUAGAAUUCUAACUGUCCUACCCCUGUUGAUUAAUGGGGAACUGUAUGCUACUGUAAAUCAAAUUUUUCCUGUUGAAGUUCAAAAAACGAUCAGUGUCUCAAAACAUGCGCUAGUAACAGCCUGUUAAACGACUCCUGUGCAACAUGCUCAAGUGAAAAAGCCUUCUGAAAAUGGUAAGUGUUUUUGUGCAUUAGGUAUAGACAAGCUAAUUUGAUGUUACAUGUUUCUGGAAAUUUUGUUGUCCAAAGUAGUCCAACAUACAGGAGACUAGUAUUUUUAUCACACACAGCUAUAGCCUAAAGCACCAAAGAAGCAACAAAAAGCCUUUCUGAAUGUCAGGUGUUGUAGGAGUGUUGAAAGAGGAGAGGGAAGGCUGGUCAAAGGGCAUCUCAAAACUGACUAUAGAACAGAUUGUCCAGAACGUGGCUGCUCUGCCAUGCUGUGUGGGCAGAGAGUAGACCAGUCUUAUUAGUACUAUCGAUCAUGUAUAUACAUCAUGUAUGGGUGUGCUUUGGAUUCAUCCUGUAUCAUUAUAGUAUUCAAGCUUACAAACCUGUUCAGCUACAUUUUGAAGUAUCCAUAACCAUUACCAGGCCUUACAGUACUGGGAGAUAUUUUUUUACAAAUCAACAGCAAUAAGUGUGACUUCAGUAUAAGGGAUUAUUUAUUUUAUUUUAUUUUUUACAAAUCUUGGGAUAACACGGAGAUGAGGUGUCGCAGUCCUUGUAUUGUGGACUGUGAUCUUUUGGCAAGCUCCAUUUUUUUCUGUGGCAAGGGCUUUAAUGUAGGAUUCAGCACUUUGGUCUUCAUGUUUGUGUGCAAGCUAGCAUUAAAUAACUUGAAUGCCUUUACUUUGGUCUAACAAAAUACACUUUUCAAAGUUACUGUUUGUCAUCACAGUUGCUGUGUUUUAAAAUAGAGCUCCCAUACCCUACAGCAAUAAGAAUGUAUUUAUAGUGCAAUUGCUUUGACUGUGCUCCAGGUCCAAGAAAAUUACUGCGCAAUCUUGUAUUUCCUUUAACAUUGAAUUUAAAGAACUUUUUCUCCAGUAGUGCCUAGUAACUUGAAAUGAGAGGAUUUAUGAAGGAGGGAUAUGGCUUGCCUGUUAAGUGGGCAGGAGCCACCUACAGGGCAUGCGUUUUUUCCAGAGUGCUUCUACUUAACAUUCAACACUAACCAAGCCUUGUCAUAUUCGGUAUUCUGCAGUAGUAGCUACUGUAUAUAAAUGCAUACACUGGGCCAAUGAUAGCAAUCACAGGGAGAUCUCUAAAUCUAUCUGCCGUAAAGCUGUGUGUUUAUAUUAAAUUCACAGUGCUGGGGAAUUUAUGAGCAUCAAUGCAGUUUUACAUUCAUUCAUAUUUAAAAAAUAUCAAAAUGUAAGCAGACCAUUGGUUUUGGGUCAAAAAUCCAACCUGUGGGAAGGGACUUUUUUAAAAACAGUUUUUAGGACAAGUUAUACUGAAGAUUUUUGUGGAAAUCUUCUCUAACAUUGAGGAACAAACCAUGGGACCAGCUUUAAUUGCCCAUUGGACUGUAGCAGACAUUAACUGGACCACUGAACUAGUCUGGUUGCAGGAUUCAUUGACUUUUCAGUGCAAAUCUCAACACUUUUUGCCAAAUUUUUUUUUCUUUUUUUGCUUUCAAUUGCUUGUAUAUUGUCAGGAUGCGACUUAAUAUAUUUGAGGAAUGGGUGAUGUAGCAAUAAUAUAGAAUGAUCCAGAAAUUCCUUUUUGAGGGCGCUACAGUGUACUGCGGAGAAAAUAGGUUUGCUAUGUAGGGUUUGCCCCCACCUGGCUGACUGUCAAUUGGGGUUUUUUUUUCAGAAUUUCAUCCUGCGUCAAGUACUCUGAGCUAAAUACAGUACAAAUUUCAGUUUCUUCCAUACCUGUCCUUGACAAAAAGUGCAGUCUACUCACAAAAUGUUUAGAACAUUUCUCCCAGCACCUCAACCAAUCCUGUCGCUGUUUGUCAAUUGAGAUCAGUGUCUUUACCCAUCUUUUGAACUAUAUUUAAGCUUAAUUCUUGUUGCAAAUUUGCUCUAAUCGGUUUGAAGGUAUCAAAGUGAAUCUUGGUGAAUACAGAACUGAUACAGUGCAUGUAAAUGUACAGCAGCAUUCCUGGACUGUGGUCUGUGGCCAUUAGACAGGAUGUGCUUUUUCAGAGAAACAAGGACUGCAAGAUGGCACAGUCCAGAACUAUCUGUGCCUUGUCUGUUACUGGAUAUUUUCUGGUGGAGUGAGUCAUAGGUGUAUUACUCAAACAUACCAAGUUUAAGUUGUGCCACUGAAUGUUUCACUUGUGUUGAUCGUAUCUACUGUAUGUCCUAUGAGUGGUGUAAAAUUCAAUCCCUGCCUCUCCCCCUCUGCAGAUAUAAAUGGACAUUCCAAGCACAGCACUUAAACACCAAAUGAGAACAUACUGUGGUUUACCCCCAAUGUCUAGUUUGUCCUCUUCUGUUCUUUUGGGUGUUUCACUCCAGGCAUGGCUCCAGUCAAAUAUGCUGAGCUGGUGCCUUUUGGGGUUUUCCAUUUUAUCUUGGAUAGCCUUCACAAUGACCCCCCUUUAAAAUGGCUGCUGUUUCAGUCAAGUGGCUUGCUGGGUUUGGUUUUGGGUAAUCAUUAUUUUCAUUAUUAGCUUUUAAAGAAUGAUUGCACUUUUCAUGUGGCUCUAGUUUCAGUACUUUCUAAAAGGUGACUCUGAAGUUCAUGUUCCUUAUUCAUAUUAUAUUUAGGAUGUUGAAAUGCACGGUGGAUGAUUUUUUUCACAAGUGUUAGCAAAGCUUAGAGUUAUUGUCCGUUCAACAAAUUUGUAUCAGUAUUUUCCAGGGGUGGAGCUCCAUAAAAUCUCAAAGCCUGUGCAGAGACAUGUAUGGGGAUGGGAAUGGAUUUUGGGAAGGAUUGUGUAUAGACAUUGCUGUAUUAAGAAGGACAAUCAUCAUGACAUCUCAAACAUGGCAGUUAAUGCAAUUUUAUCAGAAUACUGGUUUUUAGAUUUUUGUAAUGCUCAUUGCUAAAUGGUUUUCUGUAUAUAUCUAGUUCAAAUAACAAUGACAAAUAAAAUAAAUUUUUACAUACAAGGA
Messenger RNA from Anguilla anguilla (European eel), 8064 nucleotides. RefSeq names its product solute carrier family 4 member 2b (gene slc4a2b). Gene Ontology annotation, cellular component: basolateral plasma membrane; apical plasma membrane; plasma membrane. Gene Ontology annotation, molecular function: solute:inorganic anion antiporter activity; monoatomic anion transmembrane transporter activity. Lineage: Eukaryota; Metazoa; Chordata; Actinopteri; Anguilliformes; Anguillidae. The transcript has 24 exons. Gene Ontology annotation, biological process: regulation of intracellular pH; monoatomic anion transport; bicarbonate transport. The record is from RefSeq and is a predicted model, not a curated record. The coding region runs from base 421 to 4164 and encodes 1247 amino acids.